ACACCGGCAAAAACAAGUUAUCGAUGACGCAGCGAUUGCAGAUUGUCAAGGAGGUCCAGGGGGGUGCUACGAGGAGCAUGGUUGCUGCAAAGCGGAACGUCGGUACUUCGUACAUCGGCAAGUUGAUGAUGCCGGAGAAAGUCGCUGAGCUUGAGAAAGUCCGCGACAUGGAGCUCAACCAGGACGCCCUUCGCGCCCCGAAGCCGGUACACGACGAAGUGGAAGAGAAAUUACGCAAGUGGAUCAAGAUCGCACGAGCACGCUUUAACGCAACCAAGAUUGGCGUGAGUGGUUCGAUGAUCCAGGCCCAGGCCUUGGAGAUCGCGGCGCAGAUGGGUAAGACCAACUUCAGGGCGACCAAAGGCUGGCUACAUCGCUUCCUGAAACGCUACAGCUUCACUCGCGUUCAAUUGCACGGAGAAGCUGGCGACGUGGACAAGCAGAAGGUGGCAGAGGAGAUCGAGAGGAUUCGUGAGCAGCUGCAGGAGUUCGACGUCGAGUUCAUUUUUAACAUGGACGAGACGGGACUUUUCUUCCGCUGCUUCCCGAAAGGUACAUACGUCACGAGGGGGGAGGCCGCCGCCGGCGUCAACAGCAAAACCGCGCGGGGUUCGCAGGCCAUGAAAGCCAAGGAUCGGUGCACGGUGGUCGCCUGCUGCAAUACGACCGGGUCUCUGAUGGUGCCGUUGGCCGUCAUCAGCACGUUGAAGAAACCGAUGGUUUUCCGCCACGGCCGCAAACCGCCAUGUCCCUAAUUCGCCCAGGAGAGUGCCUGGCUCGACGCAGCCAUUUGCCAGCGGUGGUUUGACGAAGUCUUUGUCCCCUUCGUCAAUGGCAAGACCUUCAAGAAGGUGGCCCUCUUGUGGACAACUGCCCCGGCCACAAGAUCAAAAGCAACGACCCGCAGAUCGUCAUCAUC
This is a messenger RNA of Ectocarpus sp. CCAP 1310/34, 919 nucleotides long. The record is from the annotation of a GenBank genome assembly. NCBI's taxonomy places the organism in Eukaryota, Phaeophyceae, Ectocarpales, Ectocarpaceae.